CUUCUCUGUCACUCCCUCUGCUCUUCUCUUCCUUUUGGAUUUAACAUUUGGUGUUGACUACUGGGGCUCUCCUCCCAGUAGUGUGGCUUCUUUUUUUCUCCUAGGGAAGAGCAGAUUCUUGAAACAAUGGGCUUCACUCUGCAUUCUAUCUACUUCACCUUGAAGGUGAGUUUGCUGCUGGGCUCCUUGCUGGGUCUCUGUUUGGGUCUGGAGUUCAUGGGCAUCCCCAACCAGUGGGCCCGCUACCUCCGCUGGGAUGCCAGCACUAGGAGCGAACUCAGCUUCCAGUUCAAGACCAAUGUCUCUGCUGGGCUGCUCCUCUAUUUUGAUGAUGGUGGUGUCUGUGACUUCCUCUGUGUGUCCCUGGUUGAUGGGCGCAUCCAGCUGCAGUUCAGUGUGGACUGUGCGGAGACGACAGUUACCACAGACAAGCAGGUGAACGACAGCAGCUGGCACUUCCUGAUGGUCAGCCGCAACCGCCUGCGGACAGUGCUGGUGCUGGAUGGCGAGGCCAAGCCGGGGGAGGUGCGUCCGCAACGCCAGUACAUGAACAUCGUCAGUGACCUCUUCAUUGGGGGAGUCCCGCUGGACAUUCGUCCUGCUGCCUUGACUCUUGAUGGUGUUCUGAGUGAGCCUCCAUUUCAAGGAUUUAUCCUGGAUCUUAAAUAUGGCAAUUCGGAGCCGCAGCUCCUGGGCAGUCAAGGGGUCCGACUGGAAAUGGAAGGACUUUGCUCAGAAAACCCCUGUGAAAAUGGUGGCACUUGCUUCCUUCUGGAUGGCGAGCCACACUGUGACUGCUCAGCCACUGGAUAUGCUGGCAAGCUGUGUUCUGAAGAUGUCAAUCAUAUUCCAGGUCUCUCACACCUGAUGAUGGGUGAACAAGGUAGAAGUAAAGCGCGAGAUGAGAACAUGGCCACGUUCCGUGGCUCCGAGUACCUGUGCUAUGACCUGUCGCAGAACCCCAUCCAGAGCAGCAGCGAUGAGAUCACGCUCUCCUUCAAGACGUGGCAACGCAACGGGCUCAUCCUGCACACGGGCAAGUCGGCUGACUACGUCAACCUGGCCCUGAAGGACGGUGCGGUCUCCUUGGUCAUCAACCUGGGGUCUGGGGCCUUUGAGGCCAUUGUGGAGCCGGUCAAUGGCAAGUUCAAUGACAACGCGUGGCACGACGUUAAGGUGACGCGCAACCUGCGGCAGCACUCAGGCAUUGGACACGCUAUGGUAAACAAACUACAUUGUCUGGUGACAAUCUCUGUGGAUGGCAUCCUUACCACCACGGGCUACACACAGGAGGACUACACCAUGCUGGGCUCAGAUGACUUCUUUUACGUGGGAGGGAGCCCCAGUACUGCUGAUUUACCUGGGUCUCCAGUAAGCAAUAACUUCAUGGGCUGCCUCAAAGAGGUUGUUUAUAAGAAUAAUGACAUUCGUCUGGAGCUGUCUCGCUUGGCACGGAUUGGUGAUACUAAGAUGAAGAUCUAUGGGGAAGUGAAAUUUGUAUGUGAAAAUGUGGCUACACUGGAUCCCAUCAGCUUUGAGACACCUGAGGCCUAUAUUAGUCUGCCUAAAUGGAACACCAAGAGGAUGGGCUCCAUCUCAUUUGAUUUCCGAACCACUGAACCCAAUGGACUGAUCCUUUUCACCCACGGAAAGCCUCAGGAGAGGAAAGAUACCAGAAGCCAGAAAAAUACAAAGGUAGACUUUUUUGCAGUUGAGCUUCUAGAUGGAAACCUCUACUUGCUGCUGGACAUGGGCUCUGGGACCAUUAAAGUCAAGGCCACCCAGAAGAAAGCCAAUGAUGGAGAGUGGUAUCAUGUGGAUAUUCAACGAGAUGGAAGAUCGGGUACAAUAUCAGUGAACAGCCGUCGCACCCCUUUCACCGCUAGCGGGGAGAGUGAGAUCCUGGAUCUGGAAGGUGACAUGUACCUGGGUGGGCUGCCAGAGAACCGGGCAGGGCUCAUCCUUCCCACAGAGCUCUGGACAGCAAUGCUGAACUAUGGCUAUGUCGGCUGCAUCCGAGACUUGUUCAUUGACGGACGAAGCAAGAACAUCCGGCAGCUGGCAGAGGCACAGAAUGCCGCCGGGGUCAAGUCCUCCUGCUCCCGCCUCAGCACCAAGCAGUGUGACAGCUACCCCUGCAAGAACAAUGCAGUCUGCAAGGAUGGCUGGAACCGCUUCAUUUGUGACUGCACUGGCACUGGCUACUGGGGUAGAACAUGUGAGCGAGAGGCCUCUAUCUUGAGCUAUGAUGGCAGCAUGUACAUGAAGAUCAUCAUGCCAAUGGUUAUGCACACAGAAGCAGAGGAUGUGUCCUUCCGUUUCAUGUCCCAGCGUGCCUAUGGGCUGCUGAUGGCCACCACCUCCCGGGACUCUGCUGACACUCUGCGCCUGGAGCUGGAUGGAGGCCGGGUCAAGCUCAUGGUCAAUUUAGACUGUAUCAGGAUAAACUGUAACGCCAGCAAGGGACCUGAAACUCUUUAUGCUGGGCAGAAACUCAAUGACAAUGAGUGGCACACUGUCCGGGUGGUGCGGCGAGGAAAGAGCCUCAAGCUGAUCGUGGAUGAUGAUGUUGCUGAGGGCACAAUGGUUGGUGAUCAUACCCGCUUGGAGUUCCACAACAUCGAGACAGGGAUCAUGACAGAGAAGCGGUACAUCUCCGUCAUCCCUUCCAGCUUCAUCGGGCACCUGCAGAGCCUCAUGUUCAACGGGAUGCUCUACAUCGACCUGUGCAAGAACGGUGACAUUGACUACUGCGAGCUGAAGGCGCGCUUUGGUCUCCGCAACAUUAUAGCUGACCCUGUGACAUUCAAGACUAAGAGCAGCUACUUGAGCUUGGCCACCUUGCAGGCUUAUACAUCCAUGCACCUCUUCUUUCAGUUCAAGACCACCUCAGCUGAUGGCUUCAUCCUCUUUAACAGUGGUGAUGGCAAUGACUUUAUCGCAGUUGAACUAGUCAAGGGGUAUAUACACUACGUGUUUGACCUUGGAAAUGGACCUAAUGUUAUCAAAGGCAACAGUGAUCGUCCUCUGAAUGACAACCAGUGGCACAAUGUUGUCAUUACCAGAGAUAACAGUAACACACACAGCUUAAAAGUGGACACUAAGGUGGUCACUCAGGUUAUCAACGGUGCCAAAAAUCUGGAUCUUAAAGGUGAUCUCUACAUUGCUGGCCUAGCUCAAGGCAUGUACAGCAACCUCCCGAAGCUUGUAGCCUCUCGUGAUGGAUUUCAGGGCUGCCUGGCAUCUGUAGACCUGAAUGGGCGUCUGCCUGACCUUAUCAAUGAUGCUCUGCACCGCAGUGGGCAGAUUGAGCGUGGAUGUGAAGGACCAAGCACUACCUGCCAGGAAGAUUCCUGUGCGAAUCAGGGCAUCUGUAAUCAGCAAUGGGAAGGCUUCACCUGUGAUUGCUCCAUGACUUCAUAUUCUGGGAGCCAGUGUAAUGAUCCUGGUGCCACAUAUAUCUUUGGGAAGAGUGGAGGUCUCAUCCUGUACACCUGGCCAGCUAAUGACAGACCAAGCACAAGGACAGACCGUCUUGCUGUGGGCUUCAGCACAACAGUGAAGGAUGGCAUUCUCGUCCGCAUUGACAGCGCCCCUGGGCUCGGUGAUUUUCUGCAGCUGCACAUAGAGCAAGGCAAGAUUGGUGUAGUCUUCAAUAUUGGCACAGUGGACAUCUCUAUUAAAGAGGAAAGCACACCUGUAAAUGAUGGCAAAUACCACGUAGUACGCUUUACCAGGAAUGGUGGCAAUGCAACACUUCAGGUUGACAGCUGGCCAGUGAAUGAACACUACCCCACAGGCAACACUGAUAGUGAACGGUUCCAAAUGGUAAAACAGAAAAUCCCCUUCAAAUAUAACCGACCUGUAGAGGAGUGGCUGCAGGAAAAAGGACGACAGUUAACGAUCUUCAACACCCAGGCGCAAAUAGCCAUAGGAGGGAAGGACAGAGGGCGUCUCUUCCAAGGCCAGCUCUCCGGGCUCUAUUACAAUGGCCUGAAAGUGCUGAACAUGGCGGCAGAGAACAACCCCAACAUUAAAAUCAAUGGAAGCGUCCGACUCGUUGGGGAAGUCCCUUCCAUCUUGGGAACGACACCCACAACCUCGGUGCCACCGGAAAUGUCGACUACAGUCAUGGAAACCACAACCACGAUGGCGACCACUACCACCCGAAAAAAUCGUUCACCGCCCAGCAUCCAGACAACAGAUGACAUCGUUUCAUCAGCUGAAUGUUCCAGUGAUGAUGAAGAUUUCAUUGACUGUGAGCCCAGUACAGGUAAGUCAGGAGGUGAAUUAGUUAUCCCUCUACUUGUAGAAGACCCUUUAGAUAUCCCUCCUAUUGCUACUCGUGCACCUUUCAUUACACUUCCCCCUACCUUUCGCCCCCUCCUCACCAUUAUUGAGACCACCAAAGAUUCCCUGUCCAUGACCUCUGAGGCGGGGUUACCUUGCUUGUCGGACCAAGGCAGCGAUGGUUGUGAUGAUGAUGGCUUGGUGAUAUCUGGGUAUGGCUCAGGGGAAACCUUUGACUCUAACCUACCCCCUACUGAUGAUGAAGAUUUUUACACCACCUUCUCCUUGGUAACAGAUAAGAGUCUUUCCACUUCAAUCUUCGAAGGUGGCUACAAAGCACACGCACCCAAGUGGGAAUCCAAGGACUUUAGACCUAACAAAGUCUCCGAAACUGGUAGGACUACUACCACGUCUUUGUCCCCUGAGCUGAUCCGCUCCACAGCUUCGUCCUCGACUGUGAUGAUUCCCAAAUUGCCAGCCGGCAAAAUGAAUAACCGUGAGCUCAAACCCCAGCCUGACAUAGUCUUGCUUCCGUUGCCCACUGCCUAUGAGCUAGACAGCACAAAGCUGAAGAGCCCGCUAAUCACUUCCCCCAUGUUCCGUAAUGUGCCCACAGCAAACCCCACGGAGCCGGGAAUCAGACGGGUUCCGGGGGCCUCAGAGGUGGUCCGUGAGUCGAGCAGCACAACGGGGAUGGUCGUCGGCAUUGUGGCUGCUGCCGCCCUCUGCAUCCUCAUCCUCCUGUACGCCAUGUACAAGUACAGGAACAGGGACGAGGGGUCCUAUCAGGUGGACGAGACGCGGAACUACAUCAGCAACUCAGCCCAGAGCAACGGCACGCUCGUGAAGGAGAAGCAGCAGAGCUCAAAGAGCGGCCACAAGAAGCAGAAAAACAAGGACAAAGAGUAUUAUGUGUAAAAAAGAAUAAUUAUUUAUAUAUAAAUAUAGAAAUACUUAAUGAGAUUUAACUGAGAUAUCAGAACCAUUGCAGCGAACGAGAUGAUUGGGAGAUAUCGUUUGUGGGAAAAAGUAUUGGGAAAAAAUUACAGCAGUGACUGUUAAUGUCUAAGUCCUCACUUGGAGUCAGCAAACUUUGCCCUAAUGUAUUAUAAAGCACACUUAGCGUUCUGGAGAUGGCGCGCACAGCUCUGCUCUGUUAGUGAACUUGGACAUCUCCAAAUCUCCUCCUCCGCUGAACUUUCUGCAAAGGUAGAAGACUUCAUGGCUUACUUGUUUCAUAUCUCCAAGUGAGUCUUUAACAAUGUUCGUGAUCCCUGACUGUAUCAAUAAUUUUUCAUUUUACUUAUUUAAAAAAAAAAAAAAAGAAGGAAAAAGAAAAAAAAUAUAAACAUUAUUAAACAACAAAGAUAUAUUGAACAAACUGAUCUGGCCGUGUCCAGCAUACACAUAACUUUUCGAGAUUGGAGGAGGGGAAUAAAUGAGUUUGGAGAUUGUUGGUUUUCUGGUUUGAUUUUGUUUUGUUUCUUGGGUUGCUUUUUGUUUGAUUUCUUUGGUUACUUUGGGUGAGGGAGGGAAGAGUGGAGUGGAAUGAUGUGGGGGGUGACCCAGGACAUGAGAAGAAAUCUCGGAAAAAAAAUCCAUAAUAAAUAAAAAGAGACUAUUACCGUAUAUGAAUUCUAAAGCUACCCAUGGUGUUUACUCUGCAUAUCUGGUUGUAUUGUCUCUAGAAACUGUCAUCUUGUAGUAAGUUGUUUGCUAACAACGCAGUGAAAGUGUCUGAUGAGUGGUGCUGAGGAAAACUGUCAUGGAAAGCUGGUUCUCUUGGAUCUGGCUCCAGUAUUUGCAAUUGAAGAGCAGAUGGGUUUGGGUCUGUUCUGAUCAGUCAUUGGCUUUAUUUGAGUAUAGCACUCGGUAUGCAUUUGACAACCAAAGUAUGGUUAAUAGGAUUUGGAGAUUCAAAAAAGAAUGCUUAAAAGUUUUUACCUGUUCUGAACUGGAUAUACUGUGCAAAAGUAAAGGAGCCUUCCUCUGGGAUCUGGUUCUGUGACACUGCAAUGCAUGCAAAAAUAAUGAUAAAUCAGUUUAAUAAAGUGAUCAGAAAGACACCAGUGGAGUUCAACUUGUGACGAGACCAAUGAACAUCAGAAAAGCUAAACACUUGUAAAAGAAUGCAAAUUACAUAGUUUUUUUGACAUAUAAAUGUUUUUCAUAUGUAAUAUUUUAAUUUUGUAGCUUGACAUUUCAGAUCAUCUCUGUCUUUCCAUUUGCCCUAUUCUGCCUUUUCCUUCUCUUUUAUAUAAAAGAAAAUAAAUAAAGCUGCUGUGACACACAAAAAAUAAAAAAGAAAAAUUAAUUUAAUAUAUAUAUAUAUAUACACACAGAUAUAUUUAUCAUGGUAUGUUUGAUGGAACGGCUGGAACAGAAGUUCUGCAGUUUGGUCUUAAUGUGGAAUGAGAAUGUUCUUAAAGAACAGAGUAAAAAGAAACAGACAACAAAAGCAAACCUUAAAAUGUGGAGGGAGAGUGUGUUUUAGCUUUGUCACAGUUACCUGUGUCAAAAAAAAAAAAAACUGAAAUUUUGUUUACAUAUUUUACUACUAUUUUUUUGCUAGUAUAAUUUCUAUAUGGAUACCCUAAUGGUGUAUAUACUGUUUUAUGGUUAAAUUGGGAAUGUCUUAUGUUUUAUUUAACUUAUUUAAUUUGGUUGUUCGGUUUCUACAUUUUCCCAGUUAUUGUGAAAAGGAUUAUCUUACUGUACAGAACAAUAGUGAAGUGGUUUGACGGCCAUGUCUAUCAUGUGCACAAAAGUAGAUGAGGGAGAGAGAGACAGAGUGGGAAACAACAGAAACCAUGAUGGGUUGAGAACCCUGGAAUAUCAGAAAUGAAAACUUUUGCUGUAUGCGGAUGAAAACUAAUCAGCUGUUUAGGUUUAGAAAUCUACUCUUGCUGGUGUUUAUAAGUCGCAUGAAUAUUUGACUUUGAAGAAGUUUCAUCAGAUACACACACGCACAUGGGAACUUAAAUUCAGAAAAACAGUCUUCUCAAACACUUAGAGAAGGCGCUUUCAUGUUGACAAAUAUAUUCAGUGCGUGUAUGUGUGCGUGUGUGUGUGGUGCGUGUGUGCGUGUGUGAGGUUGAGCUUUUUUCUUUUUUAUUUUUUAUACUAAAAAGAAAAAAAGACAGGUUUUAAAAAGGUAUGAAAGCACGAUUUUAGAUGAAUUAACUGGCCGAAACUAUAUAAAAGUUGAUUAUAUCUUGAUGUCUGUAAAAGAUUGCUGUUCUUGGAGUCUUGGAGUCUUGUGAAAUGAUUUCCUGCUUUCUUUCUUCCUUUCCUUUUUGCUUUCCUUUUUUAAGUUAAAGGAAAAAAUAUUUACACUUUCCUUUUUUGUGUAAGUUUCUAUUGGACAGGUUUUGGGAACAUGUGCAUUUCUGUAUGUGGGCUACUACCAUAUCCCUGUUGCUUUAUGGACAACCUGGAGAAAUUUCAUUUGAGUUAUCGUGAUGUUAUUGCUUUUUUUCCUUUUUUUUUCUUCUUCUUUUUGAUUCUUUUUCUUUUCUUAGUUGCAGUUUGUUUAAAGAUAUGCUUAGCAAUAAAAUGUUCUUCCCAAAGCCCUGGAUCUUGCUGCAUUUUUAUUUCCAAAAGACUUCAGGGAAAUUCCAGACCUU
This is a messenger RNA of Serinus canaria (Common canary), 7916 nucleotides long. It is a transcript of the gene NRXN3, whose product is annotated as neurexin 3. The coding region runs from base 127 to 5208 and encodes 1693 amino acids. The transcript has 22 exons. The record is from RefSeq and is a predicted model, not a curated record. NCBI's taxonomy places the organism in Eukaryota, Metazoa, Chordata, Aves, Passeriformes, Fringillidae.